Brettanomyces bruxellensis is the source of this 435-nucleotide messenger RNA. RefSeq lists its product as uncharacterized. NCBI's taxonomy places the organism in Eukaryota, Fungi, Ascomycota, Pichiomycetes, Pichiales, Pichiaceae. Bases 1 to 435 code for a protein of 144 amino acids. The record is from RefSeq and is a predicted model, not a curated record. Gene Ontology annotation, biological process: positive regulation of transcription by RNA polymerase II; DNA-templated transcription. The transcript has a single exon. Gene Ontology annotation, molecular function: DNA-binding transcription factor activity, RNA polymerase II-specific; sequence-specific DNA binding; zinc ion binding.
AUGUUGGCAGUAUUUUCUCAGAAAGUUCUGGAUGGAUCCUCAGUUUGGCAGACUGCAGGUAUGGCAAUCAGAGCUGCUGUAGCUUUGGGACUACAUAGAGAACUGUCAAAUGAGUAUUAUUUUCAUCGCCAAAGAGGUGUUCCAGAACAACAAAAAAGCAAAAUGAACGAUUUAAGAUCAAGAAUGUUUUGGUCUGCAUAUGGAAUCGAAAGGAUGAAUGGAUUGAUCUUAGGGAGGCCAUUCAGCAUUUCUGAUGUGGAUAUAAAUGUUCCUGUACCAAAGAGGACUCUGAAAACGGAAAUAGCUUAUCAAGUAGUCAUGCUUUGGCAAAUACAGUCCAGACUUUCUAGCUUUAUUUACAAACCACCACGCUUGAUGGGAACACCGAAAGAGUUGGAAUAUGACGAGAAGACAAAUUCUGUACAAAUUAAAUGA